This is a messenger RNA of Aspergillus caelatus, 830 nucleotides long. Its product is annotated as SDR family oxidoreductase. Bases 30 to 830 code for a protein of 266 amino acids. Gene Ontology annotation, molecular function: oxidoreductase activity, acting on NAD(P)H, oxygen as acceptor. NCBI's taxonomy places the organism in Eukaryota, Fungi, Ascomycota, Eurotiomycetes, Eurotiales, Aspergillaceae. The transcript has a single exon. The record is from RefSeq and is a predicted model, not a curated record. Gene Ontology annotation, cellular component: intracellular anatomical structure.
AAACUCUUUUGCAAAGAACAACCUCCAACAUGCCUAUUUCAGCUCCCCAAGGCGACAAGCUCGCUGAUUUAUUUUCUCUCAAAGGAAAGGUCAUCGUUGUGACCGGGGCAUCCGGACCCCGUGGAAUCGGAUUCGAAACUGCCCGAGGAUCCGCUGAAAUGGGAGCCAAUAUUGCCAUCACCUACCUGACCCGAAAAGACGAAGCGGAGGAAAAUGCCGAGCAGCUGAGAACCGAGUUCAACGUCAACGCAAAAGCCUAUCACUGCGACAUCACAUCUUUCUCGUCUGUCGAAAAUCUCCGAGACUCCGUUAUCCAAGACUUCGGCCACAUUGACGGAUUUGUUGCGAACGGAGGCCAGGCUGCCAACUCCGGCGUACUCGACGGUACCCUUAACGACUGGGCGAAGAUUGUGGAUGUUGACCUCCACGGUGUGUACUACUGUGCCAAAGCCGUUGGUGAACAUUUUAAGGCUCGCGGGAAGGGUUCGUUUGUGAUUACUGCGUCCAUGUCCGGUCAUAUUGCCAACUUUCCCCAGGAGCAAACCUCUUAUAAUGUUGCAAAGGCUGCGUGUGUACAUUUCGCCAAAUCGCUGGCAAACGAGUGGAGGGAUUUUGCUAGGGUCAAUUCUGUUUCUCCUGGAUACAUCGACACUGGACUGUCAGACUUUAUUGAUCGAGAUACAAAACAGCUCUGGCACUCCAUGAUUCCUAUGGGUCGAGAUGGCGUUGCUAAGGAGCUUAAGGGGGCAUAUGUCUAUCUACUAAGCGAUGCCAGCACAUAUACAACUGGGACAGACAUCUUGGUGGACGGGGGCUACACUGCCAGGUGA